AUGGCUGAUUUGGCUGCAAUUUCACCGGGAACACCCUCACGCUUUCAGCAGCUGAUGACAGAACUGCUGGCAGAGCAUGAUCGGGAAGUGCAACUCCUGAAGCAGCAGAAGAUAGAAUUGCAAGAGCAAAUCAUCUCCUUGGACAUGGCUGGACAUGAGCGGGAGGAACGCGAGCUUCCUGAGCUUGAGACCAGCGAUGAGGCCGCACCAUUCCUAGAGGAGCCUUCCACCGAGCAUCCCCUGCGACAGGAAGCUAAUCUGGAAAUGCUGCCUGGGCCCCCGACUGUCACUAUAGAGUGCUUGCCAGAAGGGCAUCAUGCCAAGGCCGAGGCAGAGGUGGAACCAGCGAGUGCUUCCAGACCAAGCUCUCCCGCAAGAGCUCGACCAAGAGCUCGACUUGCACCAGAACCACUGGAACCGCUGGAGACUUUCAAGCCCUCGAAUCCGGAAGGUGAACCUGUUCGGCUGAGUCAAACAUCGGACCAGGUGGAAGUAGUCAGGGCCAUUGCCUACACUCUUCAGUUACCUGGUUCAGCCUUACCAGGCGAAGUGGACACCGCCAAGGGGCAAAUGGUGGUCACGGUGAAGUGCGGUGAGAUGACUGGAGAUAUUCCGACCGCGGCUGCGCUUCGGCAGGACGGACCCCAGGAGGCUGAAUUACCUAAUCAGAUCAGCAGCGACGAAACUUGGGCCACGGCAUGGGAUAACACAGGCGGUGAAGUGCUCCUGCACGUGCCGCGGUCCAUGCUUGACAAGAGCAUCCCAUUCGAUGUCCAAACCGCUGGUUCAGCAAUUCACAUUGCUAGCGGAAUGAUGCAGCUCAAUUCCGAGCGACAGCAGUGGACGCUUGACUGCGGUGGUUUUCUCGAGAGCGAAAUUCACGUUGAGAAGGCGAAGACCCCGCCUGGGACCAUGCGCCGUGCCAGCACAACCACACGGGCCAGAAUCGUUGAGAGGUUGGAAAGACUAUUUGAUGUGAAAGAUGGGGCUGCCAAAGUUGUAAUGCCAGCAGAUUUGGGUCUUGCUAUGCGCAAUGCUGGGGUUUUGAAUGCAAAGUCUUCGAAAAGACAAUCCACUAAAUUUGAGUCGCGGCUAGCGCCUGAAGACCUGGAUGAGGUCGUGAUUGAGUUGAAGAGGAUCUCGCAGAAGACCAUGGCCAAAGGGAAACCUCGCAAAUCAGUUUCAUUACAGCCUGUUAUUUCGUGGUCUUCCUUCGUGGAGUGUAUGCAGAUGGAAAAUUUACCCACAUUCACAUCAGGGCAUGCCG
Messenger RNA from Cladocopium goreaui, 1267 nucleotides. The record is from the annotation of a GenBank genome assembly. NCBI's taxonomy places the organism in Eukaryota, Dinophyceae, Suessiales, Symbiodiniaceae.